GUGGCUAAAUAUUAAACGUGGGGAUUUUCACGUUGUCCCAGCGGUAUAAAUAGAAGCACGUGAGCGUGUUCUAACAUAUACAGGAAGGACAGUGUAAGAAGAGACUUCAAUAAGACUGUGAUGACACUAAACUUCAUGCAAAGAAACUGUUUACCUUGAAAAGAUUUGCCAUUUGAAACUGACGCUGAAGAACCAUGCCUGGGGAGCAAUUAGUGUGUGUUUGGCAAGCAGCUUUUGCCCAAGAGACGGACAAAGGCACCAAAACUCUUCAACACAAUUCUUUAAAGAAAACCACAGCCCAGUUGGCCCAUCUGCAGUCAGUCAACUAUUCCGAUCACAAAUUUAAUGAAACUUUCACAGACGAUGCAGUGACAUUCGACAAAUAUAAAACUUACGUUUCCAAAGCGCUUGCUGAGAAAGGGUUUGCCCCUAAUGUUGUGUUCAACGACAUAGAAAGAGCAUGCUGGACCAUGUGUAGAGAGGCCUACAGUAGUGCGCUACCCGACAAGGACCUUUUCCACCUCUGGCAAGUUGUCAACCGCCUUGCACAAGAAGGUUCCUACCCUCCAGUCGUGGCCCCGGAAGAACGCAAUUGGCUCAGCGAUAAAGUGGCCUCCAUGCUGGAUAAACACUGGAAAACCAAAGAUGUCACAUUCAAAAACCAAGGCGCCACAUUUCAAGAAUUGGUGGACAAGCUGAACGAAGUCUACUUCCAGGAAUCGACAUCAGCUGCUGUUCAUGCCUGCAUCGACAAGUUGCACAUGCUGCUGGUGGAGGCAGUCUUGAAGACAGGUUGGCUGUAUAAACGUACAAGAAAACAAGCCAACUGGACCAAUUGGAACAAAAGAUGGUUUGUCUUGAAGCCAGGUUGUCUAGAAUACUACGAGCAGGUCGCCUCUGGUGAAAAGGGGGUCAACAAGAAGGGCGAAAUUAUGAUCACCAAGAACACCAAACUUGAAAACACUAGUAACUACAGGGGGGUGGUCCACAAGCUUUCUGGGUGUUUCAAGAUAUCAAACCUACCAAUGAUUGAGUGCGAGCUGGGUGGAACCAACUUUUGUAAGGCAGAAAGACGUGCGUGGCUUGUCAGUCUUGAAGAGGUUAUCGAUGCAUGUAAAACAAAAGUAACACCAGUCCAAAAGCUCCUGAGAGAACUCCGCCAAAAACGAGAUGAAGCUUCUGAAAUCCAUGGUCUUAAGGAAGAAAAGCCUAACCAGGCGUUUAAACCGCCGUCACCUAACCCAUAUCCAAGACCGUCUCCGCCAAAAACAAAGCCAAAGCAAAUCAUCCCCACUGAAGACGCCUUAAAUAACAGGGGCAGCAGUUCAGAAGAAGAGGGGGAGGUAUAUGACAACAACAAUGACAAAAUCAAAGCUGUCUUUGUGAAAAUUGACCGCAGCGGCAACGGCUGUAUAGACCGAGGGGAAUUCUCCUCCUUUAUCCACGAACUUGGUCUCAACAUGCCAGAGAAAGAGGUAAACAUGGUUUUCAACACCAUAGACAAAGACUUGGAUGGACGGAUUGAGUUUGCAGAAUUUGAAGAUUAUUUCCUGCGAUACAUCAUAGAUGAGAGUGGUAACGGGGCUUGCGUGGCAGCACUCCGGGCUGCUUUCCUUGAGGCUGACAGAGACGGCACAGGGACACUAAACUUCAAGCAAUUUGCAGAAUAUCACUGGGAAAAGAGAAGGUCCAUUCGAGUAUCAAAAUUAUUUAAUGCGUUUAACAAGAUGGACAAAAAAGAGAAGGGUGUGAUCACGUUUACAGAUUUCCGAGAUAUGCACCUGCGGGAAGAAAGUGAGCUAGAGCUUCCAAAUCUGGCGGAAAAAAUGGAAAAAAUAGAUGAAGAGGGCGAGAGCAGUGUCUUUGAGCGCCAGCUCAGAAAGGAAUACCACGACACAGAUGCUGACCAGCUGGCAAAAUAUGUGCGCAACAGAUGGGACAAAUUCGCAACUUUCCGUCGUCUUGGUGCCUCUGGCGAGCCCGUCAUGACAGGUGGCCAUGGUAUGGUGGCAGACAUCGUUCCAGGGAAAUACAACUUAAUGGACAUUGCCUGCUUCAGUGAUCUUCCUCCCCUCAUCCCUAAACAUACGACGGUCAAAGGCGUCCGCUGGGCUUCGAGCACUACCCCUGGGAAGUCGGGCAAGGUUAUUUUCCCCAACGAUUUCAGUGGUGUCAUCGCCACCGAUAUCGCUACCAAUGAGCACUUGAGGUACUACGGAUGCAGCAUCGCCGACGCCCAACAAGAGAAGAUUUCGCUUCUAUAUCGUCACGGCAUCCAGGACUUCACCUACGAAAACAAGUACCUCGAAGAUUACGUCACAAGCAAAAAUGGUGGGGCUGGGAUCGAAAAGCACGACUUCUCCCAUCUUGAUUGUCCACUUGAUGAGGAUUCGGGCAUUUUCGUCUUGGCGAAAUUCGUUGGUGACGACGAGCUGCACGUGACGGGCUUCAAAGUACCGGUUCGCCACACUGUCUAUAUCCCCGGGGGUUGCAUCCACUCUAAUGACUAUCUUAAAGGGACGUGGAGAACCAUGUUGUCAGACGAGACUGACAUCGACCACGUGCACCUCGUGCAGCCGUCCAGUGACGACAUGAGAGGAGAUUUUGAGCACUUCAAAUUUCAUUUUGCUUGAAAAAAUUUUCCUCUACAAUGAAGAAGAAAUGGACACUAGUGUUUGACUGAAAUCGAAAUUUAUUUAGAUUCCACAUAUUAAAAAUGAAUAGGUUUCUAUUUACAAAGUUACCAGAGCAGUCCAUUUCAUUGCUGACAAACUUGAGUUUUAAAGCACACAUAAUUUGCAAAAGAGGGUCAUUUUCCAAAAUGUCAGCUAAGCGUCUAAUCGUACUGAAUUGAUUAUGCUGCUUUUCAGAUUAAUUUAACUGAUCGAACUGAAAACUCAUGUGUCAAUUCGUACAUGUUAAUCCUAAUCGUUAUUAAGGGUAUAUAUGCUUGAUUUGCUACUGUACUCACUACUGCGCCUAAAAUGAACAAUUUUCUUGAAAGAUUGGGAUUCAGCCGUCAGCAUCAGGCAGUCCAGAUCAGCUGAUAUUAUUUGCAUCUAUUUAGAAGCUUUUCGUUAACACAUAGAACAGAUAACAGGACGCAUGUAAAUAAUUAUAAGAGAAAAAUGUACACAAGCUUUAUCCAGCUCGUCACUAUUUUGUUUAAAGUUUUUCUUCGUUUGGCUUUUUUAAAAUUAAAAUGUGGCCAAUCAUCUUUACUACGGUCCUAUGCUAAUAAAUGUAACAGGAUGAUCGAGUGCAGGCUACUAGUACCUUGAUUCUUCUUUUUUAAUUCUACUAUUUUUGCAUCUAUAAUUUGUCUCGUUUACGUUCCCCCACCCCGGACAGUUUUUUUAUUUUUUCUUGAUCCCCCCUUCUGGAUUGAUUGAAAAAUCCCCCCCCCCUCCAUAAUAAAGAAUAUACGAACUGUGCAAAAUUCAUAUUUUUCAUUAUGACAUAAAGAGUAUGGCAUGAAAAACUCCACUCAUGUGGGGACUUCAAUAAAAAAAAUGUGUGUACAAAUUGAAUGGUUUUACAAAAAAAAAAAAAAAAAAAAAAA
This is a messenger RNA of Lingula anatina, 3562 nucleotides long. RefSeq lists its product as uncharacterized. The record is from RefSeq and is a predicted model, not a curated record. Gene Ontology annotation, cellular component: nucleus; cytoplasm. Gene Ontology annotation, molecular function: calcium ion binding. NCBI's taxonomy places the organism in Eukaryota, Metazoa, Brachiopoda, Lingulata, Lingulida, Lingulidae.